Messenger RNA from Felis catus (domestic cat), 2741 nucleotides. It is a transcript of the gene FBXO15, whose product is annotated as F-box protein 15. The coding region runs from base 1323 to 2624 and encodes 433 amino acids. Gene Ontology annotation, molecular function: protein binding. The record is from RefSeq and is a predicted model, not a curated record. The transcript is spliced from 9 exons. NCBI's taxonomy places the organism in Eukaryota, Metazoa, Chordata, Mammalia, Carnivora, Felidae.
AACUCAUGAACUGAGAGGUCAUGACCUGAGCGGAAACCAAGAGUUGGACGCUCACCGGACUGAGCCACCCAGGUGCCCCCCAAGUUUUGGGCUUUCAGUAGUAUAUUACAACUCAGCUAACAGGGAACAUACUUUUAGUGUGUUUUAAAAUGAAGUGAAAACCAAAAAGGAUAGUUAAUUACGGAAGGCAAUUUAAGCUUUAAAGCCUGUACUCUGAGAACACAGUCUGUCAUACAAUAAUCUGAUACGGAAACAGAACAAAUAUUCAUUCGGUUCAUGCAUCCAUCAAAUAUUUGAGGACCUUCUCAGUACCAGAUACUGUGCUCUGACACUUUGAGCUUCUUUUCCGCUCACCUUCCUCGUCUCCUUCCCCAUCCCCCCGCACCUCUGCCCCUGCAGUGUGAAAUGAUUAGAAUCCAGCAGAAAGUGACCCAGUAUGGGCAUGGACAGUGACUGUACCAGCUUUGAGGAAACCUUAUGAACAAUAAUUGAGAAUGGCUUUGAUCCCAACUGUGCUAGCUGUAAAGUGGAGGUUUUCUGAUUUCUGGAAGGUACGGGGAGAGCACCCCUUCAUUAAGUUUGUCUGCCGGGUAGGAGAGUGAGUAGGGUUUUAGUUCAGUUGAAUAAUUUUUCCUGGAUAAGAUUUGCUGGGUGCCUCUCUGAGAUGUUUUCUUUAAGCCCAAAUCUACAUUCUUUGAAUUAUAAUUAUUUAAAAAAUAAUAACCAUGAAUUUUUGUGAAAUCACGGAGUCAAAAUGUGAAAACUCUGUGCAGUGGGUAACCCAGAUGGUCACAAAACGUGUUUUCCUGCAGCUUUGCCCUCUCUAGCAUUAGCAACUUUUGGUCGCUAAAAGUGUCUAAUUUACUGACUCUGAAUAGAAGGAGUUUCAUUUGGGGGGAGGGAUUUAAUGAACCCCUGAGCAAAACUGCUUGCUUAAACUCUCAGGGAGUCUCUGAAGCUUCUGAGUAGGGAUAGCUCCGGUUAGUGACACGGGCCAGUUAUGUCUCGUGCCUGUCCUCUUGCCUCUGAGUACCACCCCCCCCCCCAAUCCAUUCUCAGUAUUAUCAGGAUUUUAGGACUAUUUCCCUAUGAAACAUUUGAUAACGAUUUUCAUCACAAUCUAAAAAUUUAAAAUAGUUAAGAUGACAAGUGCAGAGUAUGGGCAGCCAUUCUAAAUUGGCCAAAGGGUUUACUGCCUCAGUUCUUUAUCCUGAGGUCCCCACCCCUCACCCCAACAGCGUUCACUAGCUUUCUUUUUGUUUUUGUUGUUGUUUUUUCUGCCUGAGGUCCAUACGUGCCCAUUCCUGACUUCGUAAUAUCGCAUGCCUUCAGAAGUGUUGCUGAAGAUCUUUUCCAACUUGGAUGCUGUGACCCUGCUGUGUACGGGAUGUGUGAAUAGGCGCUUUUACCAUCUGGCCAAUGACAAUUUUCUUUGGAUCAGGAUCUAUUCAGCGGCCUUUUCACCUAAAAGAUCUAAUUGGAAAGUUAAUUCAGUGGAGAAGACCGCUGGAUCUGUGAACGUGCUGUCGGUUAAGGAUAAAGAAGCUGGGUACUGGAAGAAAGAGUAUAUUGCAAAGCAGAGAGCACGUGUGAGAGCGGCGCUCGCCCAGGUGCUCAAGCCUGUGAACCCUUACACGGGCCUGCCGGUGAAGACCAAGGAGGCCGUCAGAAUAUCUGGUUUAGGUUGGGUAAUUAUACUGAAAGAAAAAAAUGGAAAAGAAUACAUCAUGGAGCACAUUGACCUUUCCAUAAAUGACUCAUCAGUGACGAUUAUGUGGUAUGGCAAAACUUGGCCACGGCUGGCCACAUUGUCAACCCUAGAUUUGUGUGGUGUGACGCCAGUUUUUAUGGACCAGUCUAAAACCCCCUCCAAAAAUGGACCUCGGUGGCAUUCUUUAAUUGCAAAGUACAAUCUGAGUAACUUAACCGAAUCCACCAUGAUUGGCGGGGACAGACUCCUUCGGAUCUUCUGCCUCUGCCCAGGCCUGCUGGUGGGGCUGUGGAAGAGGGAGGAAGAACUGGCUUUUGUUAUGGCAAAUCUUCAUUUCCAUCAGCUUGUGGAGAAGAGCACGUUAGGCUCCGCCACCGUCCCCUACGAGCUACCUCCUCAUACCCCCCUUUUGGAUGACAACCCAGAGUAUGGACUGCAUGGCUACCAACUCCAUAUUGAUAUGCACAGCGGUGGAAUUUUCUACCUGUGUGGUACAUUUCGCAAUCUCUUUACCAAGAAAGGGUACAUUGAAGAUGGCUAUGUGAAGAUUGUUGUUAUAAGUUUUAAAAAUAACACAGAACACCUACCUCUUAUUGGAAAAGUUGGCCUCUCUUGGAGAACUGAUAUUUUUGAUGGCUGUAUAAAGAGUUGUUCUAUAAUGGACAUAACUCUUUUGGAUGAAUAUGGGAAACCGUUUUGGUGUUUCAGUUCUCCGGUUUGCAUGAGGGCUUUGGGGCCCUCUGACGGUCCCAGCUUCUUGGGACAGACUUCCUGUGUUGACUAUGUGGACUCGGAAGGAAAAGUGCACGUGGAGCUGGUGUGGAUCAAGGAGACCGAAGAGUACUUCAUCGUCAGCCUGGUCCUGUACCUGAGGAUAGCGAAAAUAAACCGCUGGUUUGGGACGGCAUACUGAGUGCUGGCAGCGGGUGGCAGAUCAGUGUCGCUGUUUGUUUACCUUGGACUCAUCGUUCUGUUCUUGGUGUUGGGAGUUAAAAUAAAGUAGUAGUCUGUCUGGUGCCUUUUUCUUUCA